AAAUGACUACAUUGAAAAAGUUGGCUAAACCUAAUCCAGACGUUUCCCCAGAUGAUAAGUGGUGUUUAGUUUGCGCGACGGUUUUAACUUCGGAUGGUGUGGAGUUGUUAGGAGAUGGCACUGAAGAGUUACAGAAAAGGUUUCAUCAAGUAUUGAAAGCACCGGUUCCCAAGAAACCACCGUCGGCAAUAAUAUGUAAGAAAUGUGACAGAAAUAUCCGACGAAUCGCUGGACAGAAAGGGGAAGCGGCCGAACGUGAGAUCGAGUACAUGCAAAAGACGUACCGUAAAACAGUUAGCGACUAUAAUCUUAAGGUCGAACGAAAGUCACAGAAGCUUAAAAAGGUGGCCGAAGCCUUCAUGGGAUCCAAAAUGAAAGCUGCAGAUUCGAGUCCCGAGAAGCCAGUAACAGUGGCAGCCAGUAGAUGGCGACUCAUGGCUAAAGCUAAGUCCAGCACUACUGAAAGUAAGAUUCCACUUCCUUUAGCUAAUGGCGCAUCUAGCCCAGGAGGAAGUCCGAGUGGGGCUUCUACACCUACAGUUGAUCGGGACGCUCAUGCCCCAGACGGCGCUGCCACCCAUGACGCCAAGGAAGAGAGUACUAGUUCCAGUGACGCUACUGCAGGCGGGAAGAAAGAGGUUCGUUUCUCCACAGAGGGAGAUCAAACUGGUGCAGAAGCGAAAACUGGAGACAAAAGUCCACUAAUUAAACACGACUCUUUAGAGAAAGUUGAUCAAGAUACAUGCGCAGAGGACCGUCAAUCAUCUACGUCACAGGAAGCAGAAAAAGCAAAAGAAUCAGAACCAGGAUUUAAGAUGCCAUUCAGUUUCUUUAAGAAGAAGGAAUCGAUAGAUGAGAAACCACUGAAAGAGGAAAAUGAACUAAAAGAGGAGACGCAGGAGAAUGUGGAAGCCGCUGUAAAGGAAGUCACCGAAGUCGUUUCUACGGACGCUGAAACGGCCAUUAUUUCAACAGUGAAGGUCCCAGCUAAAGAUGCCAGUGAACAAGAUGGCGGCACUGAAAACAAGGGUGGCGACCAUGUAACACAAUUAAAUGGCGAAGUGAAGGCCGAAUUAGCAACCAAGUGUGAAGAUGGCCAUAGGAAGGAUGGAGAAGGAGAGACAGAAACUAAAGAUGAAGUUAAGUUGAUUAAGAAAGAAAACACCCCGCUGAUAAAAAAUGAAAGUAAUGUGAAAGACUCUGGACCAGGCAUGCUCUGUUGCACCAUUAUGUAAUCUUAAAUAUACUCCAUUCUACCUUACACCCUUUAGUAUGGGAUUUGGCAAAAUUCAAUAAAUUAUUGACAUUAACUUCCACACGCUCUCUUAUCGAUAAACCAUCUUAAUUAAGAGAAUUUCCAUCAAAAAAAGGAAUAAAAUGACUGAUUGAUUUCAAAAAUCUGUUAAUAUAUAUAUCACAGCAUGCACUAAUAUAACACACUUCUUCUAACUAUGGGAAACAUCAAUUACGUUGAUUUUAACAUCACAAAUUAUUCUUAAUUAGAAGUCCUUGCUAUUAUUAUUGAAAGUCUCCAAUGAAGAAAGAAACAGAAUUGGUGUUCGGGUUUAUUAAAUGACGAAUGUAAAAUUUUUAGAAAGAGUUUCCAGUGAUUUUUUUUUUAAAUGAACAGUAUUACCCAUUAGUAUUCUUGUUACUGCUGUUAUUGUUGUUGUUGUUAGCAAAGUUUAUAGUUGGCAAAAAUGUUUAAAUAAAAACUUUAAAAAAAAAAAAUCUAGAAAAAAAAAUCGAAAAAUGAAAAAAAAAAAUAAAAUAAAAAAACAAUGGUAUAUAUAAAAUAUAUAAUCUAUAAUUAAUUUUACAUAAUAUAGUUAGAUCACAGCUGUUAUUAGAUUAAUAUAAAAUUGUAGCUUUCAAAUUGUAUUAGAACACUCUAUGGGGUAACUUUUCAGACCAUUGUCAUGAAGUUACGCCAUGAUGGUUGUACUCACGAGAUUUAAACGAUUUGGGCGAAUUUCACUCAAAUUUCAAGUUGAUUUACAAAAUUUGAAGAAUAUAAUUUCUUAGACAAUGACAUUUUUUUAUUAUCUAAGAUAAAGAUUUAUCAAAAAUAUUAUACAACUUUCGUAACUAUUUCGUUUAUCUUUUUUUUAAAUAAGAUCACGUGAUAUUAUUAUGGGUCAUAUAUCACAUAACUGAACGUUCGUAGACGGUAACCAUUUAAUUUACACUGAAUAAUUGGGAUAAUCGAUAUAGAUAUAAAACGAACGUCUUGACAAUUGGAAUAAUCGAUAUCGAUAUAAAACGAACGUCUGGACAAUUGGGAUAAUCCAUAUGGAUAUAAAACGAACGUCUUGACAUUGUUUCUUAUCUUUGUCUGCGAUAUCACCUCGGUGGAAGCGGACGUAAAAUACAACUAACACACACAUUGUUUCUUAUCUUCAAUUUAAAGAAAAUGGAUACCCUCUGCGUACGUCUUUAUUGGUUCUUGGCUGAUCACGUGAUGUUACGUUUACUUCGAGGCUUGGCGUAUGACCAUGUCUUUCUUAAGCAUAAUUUUUACAUCUAUUGUAAUUUAUUAUUGUAUGUUAAAACCCUGAUAUAGUGUUUUAAUUUCAACUUUACCUCCUACAAUAUGCGUUUAGUUGUUAGGGUUGCUUUUACUUUAAUAAUGACAUGGCCAUUUGGAAAUACGGUGCAAAAAGUAAACGCGUACGUGUGAUUAAAUUGCUGGUGUAAAUUUUUUGAGGCGAAGUGGAUUUAUCCGUGAAUUGAAAUGAAAAACAGAUUAAUCAAAUAUUUAAAAAUAAUCUAUUUGAUUCAAAGGUCGACAGUUGAAGUUAAACACAAAAACUACACCCAUGCAGUUUGUCAUCUUAUUAUAGCAACUGUGUUUCUUUGUUAUUAUUUAUUUUGUUGUCUCUUAUAAAAAACUUAGUACUAUACAUGUAUAUAAUUAAAUAUAUUUUCCGAAUGAGAUUAUUGUAGAUGAUCCCUGGUGGACUGACACGAUGCCAGAAAUUAAUCCGACCUUUUGCAUUUGGAAGUUUACAACGUAUUGUAGUCAGGCCUGGAAAUAACGGUUUUACAAGUACCUGACAAAAUGUCAGGCACUAAUAAAAUAGUAUCUGACAUUUUCAACUUAGUGUCGGACAUGUAUUAAUAAUAUCAAUAAAAAAGACAAAUCUGUGCCGAACAAAAUGACAGGUACCAGAGGUUUAGUGCCUGACAAAGCCUGAAUCUGUGCCUGACAUUGUCAGUGACAGGUGCCUUAUUUCCUGGCUUGGUUUUAGUACAUUCAGAACUGACUUUUCAAUGGGAAAUUUGUUCUGUUUUAAUAGAAACGAGUGUUGUUUUCACUAUAGAAAUUGUUCUUAAGUACUGAUUUUUCAUUAGGUCAUCUUUGUUAUGUAUAUUGUUUUUAAUAUGCUGUGCAUUAUACAGACAGGGCCGGAUUUACCUGGGAUACUUGUGGGUCCUUGGCAAAACUCAUUGGUAGGCCUCCAAAUUUAUAGGUAUCUUGAAACAAGGUUAUGCGCAAUCGGAUUAAAACACAGAUCCUAUUUCGUAUCAUUUUCAUAAUUCAAAUUUUGUUUUACUGGUCUUUACUACACUAGGAUCUGAAAAAGUUGUUAUAUUACCCGCGUUCUGGCUGAAGUGAGGGAUUAGUACUAGAAACGUCAACGCGGAUUGAUUAAUCAAUGUCUGACGUCACGUGGUCAAAAGCCGCUCGUACGACCCCUGACGCGACCUUCCAUUACAACUGGUCAGAUCUUCAUGUAGUGUAGGCCAUCGAAAGUAUAAAAAACGAAACGAAAAAUAGAUCUCUAUUUUGAUCAGAUUGGGUUAUACUGCGUGACAAAUUAAUAUCAGUUGGCUCCCAGAUACCAUUAGGCCCUAGGCCGAUAGCCUACCAUGUCUUUUGGUAAAUCCAGCACCAAUAAAUUACUUACAGGGUUCCCGCGGUCCUUGAAAAUCCUUGAAUAUCCUUAAAUUUAAAAUUUCAUUUUCAAGGUCUUGAAUAUCCUUGAAUUUCGCGGAAAUAGGAAAAUAUCCUUGAAUUUCAGUUGAGAUCCUUAAUUUUGUUUCAAAUGUCUUCAAUUCCUUUUAAAUAUGAGAUUAUAACGAUAGUUGGUAAUGUUUUGGUUAUUUUUAAGAUGAAAAAUUGUAACUUUAGGCUAUAAAAAGUCCUUGAAAAUCCUUGAAUUUGACGUAUAUUUAUCCUUGAAUAUCCUUGAAAAAAUGUUUGACGAAGCCGCGGGAACCCUGUAAAUCCAGCACCAAUAAAUUACUUAGUCUUAUAGUUUUACACAUAUUUAUAGUAUGUCUAGUUUAGUGCACGUGAUAAUAUAAUUGACAGAUAUUUUCUUGCUAUUAGUUUAGGCUAUUUUUCUACUUUUGUACUUGUUCUAAAAUUGCUAGAUUUUCCAUUGAUAUGUAUAUUUUAUACAGAAUUAUGAACAGGCAGGACAAAUAGUCCAGAUAUUGAACUGUUCAUGGGUUAGGUUUGGGAAGGGGGGUUGUGUUAUCUGGAAAAAAAUGGGAUUAUAUUAUAAAUGGGUACAAUGGACACCUGUUGCAUGCCUGUACAGUAAAUUUGCAUUCAAUAUAUCCAAGUCAAAUUUCAAAUAUUCCUUCCACAUAAAUUCUUCCAAUAAAAUUAUGAAUCGCAAAGACAUAGUUUUUAAACUUUGUAUGUUACUCGUCCUGUAUCAUUUGAUAACAUUUGGCACAUUUGUCAGAGGAAUCUUUGCUUGUGAAAUUUUCACACAGCUGAGAUUGUGAAUCAUUUGAUAUUAAAAUAUCCGAUAUGUAAUUACAGUUAGUUUGCUUUGAUUAUAAUUAAACUGUCUUCCCAAUAUAUGGUUUCGAUUCCCCGGUUGUAAGUGACAAGGAGCAGGGUCGCCUGUCCAACCUCGUGGGUCCUCCGGUUUCCUCCCACUCCUAAAGACCCCUACAUGCAAGAGAAUUAUUGUAAUAACUUUGUUAGUCUCGAAAUGACCUACUUUCUCUCUCUCUCUCUCUCUCUCUCUCUCUCUCUCUCUCUCUUACAAUGAAUUUACCAUUAUUUCAAAAUCUGAAAUUACAAAUGAUAGCGUCCCCUUUUAUACCAAUCAACAAAGGACUCAUUUGAAAGAUUUUUUUCUUUAAUUAUAUCACAUAGUUUGGAAGAAAAGGGGGGUAUUUAUUCUUAAAAUAGAUAAUGAAACACGGGCUUCCCGACUGGGCAACAUAUUUAUAAAAAUGAUCCUUGGCCGUAUCCAGAACAACUCCAAUCGCUUAUAUGGAUGUAACCAGUUGUCACCGUGUACUGAUCUAUUUGGUAUAAAGAAUAGUGAUUUACUAUGGUAACCAAUGGUUACUAUAAAUGAUUGGAGGUUGCUAUGGACUUAAGCGAUUUGCUAUGGUAACCACUGGUUACUAUAAGUACUGAUUUUAGGUUGCUAUGGGUUUUAAAUAUGGCUACUUACUAUGGUAACCAAUUGUUAUUUUACGUACUGGUUUUAAGGACUUAAAGAAUGAGAUACUGAAGUAACCAAUGGUUACUAUAAGUACUGGUUUUAAGUUGCUAUGGACUUUAAAUAUGGCGACUUCCGGUGGUGACCAAUGGAUACCGGAUACUGAUAUGUAAUAGAUUGUAUUAUUUAGUGAAUAAUGAACCAAGUAUUUGACUGUAUUAUAUAGAAACUGUGAUCUAAUAUACCAUACCAUUGUUUUAUUGUUGUGAUUCAAUCUAACAUAGCUACAAACUAUUUAUCUACUGUUCUUAUCGGGCUGUUGUUCUCAAUAAAAUAUAAAAAAAUG
Patella vulgata (common limpet) is the source of this 5763-nucleotide messenger RNA. RefSeq lists its product as uncharacterized. Lineage: Eukaryota; Metazoa; Mollusca; Gastropoda; Patellidae. The record is from RefSeq and is a predicted model, not a curated record. Bases 3 to 1235 code for a protein of 410 amino acids. The transcript has 4 exons.